UGUUUUAUUUUUUUUUUUGGUAUUCCUAUUUCGAAUCGGUGAAUUUUCUAAAAUGCAGAACGCGUUGCCGAUCGCUUGUUUCCUUUCUGUUAUACGACCGCCGGGCGUGCAAUUCGAGAACGCCCUACUCCAGAUCACCCCGGUGAACAAGGACAAAUGCCCUUAUGUAAGGGAGAAAAACGAUAUUGGCUUUCAACUAUAUACCAGGCACAACCCCAACGAGCCACAGUUUCUCGGCAUCGAUGACGAUGAGAGCCUCUUCGCGUCCAGCAUCGACUUCCACGAUCGCACGGUGAUAUACUUCCAUGCGUUCAUGGAAACUCCGAUGGACGGCAGCGCGUUAUUCGUGAGAGAAGCUCUCGUGCACCGUGGCGACACCAACGUGAUCAUGGUGGACGCACAGCGUCUGGAGGCCGGUCCAUGGUACUUCACGGCCGCUGCCAAUACGUGGUAUAUAGGCCGAAUUGGGGGACAGUUCAUCGACUAUUUGGUAUCGAGAGGUCUUAAACUGAAUCAAACCCAUCUAGUGGGACACAGCCUCGGAGCGCAUGCAGCCGGUGUCGCCGGACAUAGCUUAAAAUCAGGUCGCGUGUCACGUAUAACCGGUCUCGAUCCGGCGAAACCUCUCUUUGACAAGAUACCACUCGAUCAAAGACUCGACCCCUCAGAUGGUGAAUUCGUCGAUGUAAUCCACACGGACGCUGGAAUAUUUGGAUAUAACAGGAACGUGGGGCAUGUGGACUUCUACCCCAACGGUGGGGUGAGUCCGCAGCCGGGCUGCGAGCUGGAGGUCGUGGUACCGCAACAGGAAUUGUUAAAUAAAUAUUUCUGCAGCCACUGGCGUUCAUAUAGAUUCUUUAGCGAAUCUGUCCUACGACCUAAGUCGUUUGUCGCAUCCAAAUGCAGUUCAUGGAAGGACUACUCCAAGGGGCGCUGCGCUAGUGGCGCAAGGGCCCAUAUGGGAUAUGGAGUGGAUAGGAAGGCAAGAGGGACAUAUUUCUUAGUGACACAUCGACAGAGUCCGUUCUCAAUAGAAUAAUAGAAUAGAGCAAAUAUAAUUAUAGUAAUAUUAUUGUAGUAAAUAAAUUUUAUAGCCAGUAU
Zerene cesonia (dogface butterfly) is the source of this 1101-nucleotide messenger RNA. RefSeq names its product inactive pancreatic lipase-related protein 1-like. The coding region runs from base 53 to 1039 and encodes 328 amino acids. Gene Ontology annotation, molecular function: lipase activity. The transcript has 9 exons. Lineage: Eukaryota; Metazoa; Arthropoda; Insecta; Lepidoptera; Pieridae. Gene Ontology annotation, biological process: lipid metabolic process. The record is from RefSeq and is a predicted model, not a curated record.